GUCAGCUGAUCCUCCUUCACCGAGUGAGGAAAUCCAUCCGAAGGAAAACAUUCUGGCUGGUUGACUGAAAACAUGGCUGCUGAGAUUCAUUCGAGGCCCCAGACCGCCAGACCGGUUCUUCUCAACAAGAUUGAGGGCCAUUCAGACUCCGUCAAUGCGGCCGUUUUAAUCCCGAAAGAAGACGGAGUGAUCACGGUCAGCGAGGACAGGACCAUCCGGGUGUGGCUGAAGAGAGACAGCGGGCAGUACUGGCCGAGCAUCUACCACACAGUCUCCUCACCCUGCUCUUGCAUGUCGUACCACCACAACAGCAGACGCAUCUUCAUUGGCCAAGACAAUGGAGCUGUUGUGGAGUUUCUCAUCUCUGAAGAUUUCAACAAGAUGAACCACAUCAAAACGUAUCCAGCCCACCAGAAUCGUGUGUCAGAUAUGGUGUUCUCCUUGGAGAGUGAGUGGGUGGUGAGUACCGGCCAUGACAAGAGUGUGAGCUGGAUGUGCACCCAGAGCGGCAGCAUGUUGGGGAGACACUACUUCACAGCGUGGGCCUCCUGCCUGCAAUACGAUCAUGAGACGCAGCACGCCUUCGUUGGGGAUUUCUCCGGACAGAUCACUCUGCUGAAGCUGGAAAAGCAGACGUACUCCACCAUCACUACACUGAAGGGACACGAAGGCAGUAUAGGAGCCCUGUGGUGGGACCCCGUCCAGAGGCUGCUCUUUUCGGGAGCCUCCGAUCACAGCGUCAUCAUGUGGGACAUCGGGGGACGCAAGGGACGGACGCUGCUCUUACAGGGACAUCACGAGCGUGUCCAGGCCCUUCGUUACCUCCAGUUAACGCGACAGUUGGUGUCGUGCUCAGCUGAUGGUGGCAUUGCAGUGUGGAACAUGGACACUCAGAGAGAGGAGGCACCUCAGUGGUUAGACUGCGACUCCUGUCAGAAGUGUGAGCAGCCUUUCUUCUGGAAUAUCAAGCAGAUGUGGGACACUAAGACGUUGGGUCUCAGACAGCACCACUGCAGGAAGUGUGGGCAGGCUGUGUGUGGGAAAUGCAGCUCCAAACGCUCCACCUUCCCCAUCAUGGGCUUUGAGUUCCCGGUGCGAGUAUGUGAUGCCUGCUUUGACACCAUCAAAGAAGAGGAUCGAACACCACUGGCUACGUUCCACGAGGGGAAACACAACAUCGCCCACAUGGACAUGGACCCAUCCAGAGGCCUGAUGGUGACUUGUGGAAGCGACCGCAUUGUGAAGAUCUGGGAUAUGACACAGGUGGUUGGCUGUAGCUUAGCAACAGGCUUCUCCCCACGCUGAUUGGCCCAGCCCACUACAUGGUACCCCUCUCACUAAAGCCCAUCCACACUCUACCAGUGUCAUGGAAACCCCCUCUCUGUACAGUACAUCACGCCUGGGAUCGUCAGCUGCUCCAGGCCUCUGUGUGCAUGUGUGUGUGUGCGUGUGCAGCCUUCCACGCCUCCUCUGCUUGUCAUAACAAAUUUAACCAGUUGUCAAUCUUAUAAAGUGUGUUGGACUGAUUUAGACCUGUUGCUCUGAUUUCAAACAGAACCCUAAGCACAAUAUGUGUGUGAGUGUGUGUUGUGGUUCCUCCUGUGGGAGGAGUGGUAUUGAUUUCUCCUCCUCGCCCAUCCUCUGUACACUUGGGUUUCAUGAUGCUGACCUUCCUCCCUGUAAAAACGCCCUCCUCCUGUUUUGUGGAAUGUUUUGUUUUCUGUGCAGAUUACUCACUGAAGGAAAGCAGAACCCUCACAGCCUGUACAUAUCCCUGCUUCAUAUGUAUAGUUGAGGCUUCGGAUGACCCUCUCUCUUCUUUUUUUGUCUUUCACUAGCUGGCCUUAACUCACUCUCAGGAGGUUUCCCAUUAGUAGGUUGUCCAUCUCUGGGCUCCUCCUGGAUGGAUGAAGGAAAUCUCUUCACACGCUCGGUGUUGCAGCCGCUGAGAUUUGAUGCAGUUGUUCAAUAUUUGCUCGACUGUGCUUACCAUCUCAUGAUCCCAGGUGGGACUUGGGAGAUUGCAUUGCCGUAGUAACAAUCAGAGACAGCAGCAUCCUGUGGUGUUGAAAAUGUGAUCACCUUAGAUUUUGUGGGUUGAAAUCUUAACACUUUACACAAUUGGAGAGGAGUUAAAAGAAUAGUACAGCACCACCCAGUCCCAGGUAGGGAUGGUUCUCGAGAACAAAAAAGGUAAAUAUAAUGAGUUUUAGUGGGUGAAACUGGUUUUCCUGCUGGCUGAAAGGCCCCCAGUUGCUGCAGAGGUACUGUUAAUCAUGGUGGUAACUGUUAAUGCAGUAAAAUCUCUGGUCAGAUCAGGGCUGCCUUAAUAAGAGGACACACACAAAGCCUUUCAGUGAUUCACCAGUGCUGACUCUUCAUCCACGCUCACCAGUCUGCACUCAUCUUCUCACUGAACGUCUCAUUUCCUUCUUUUCCCCCCCGUAAUUCUGUCCUCGGUUGUUUGUUCCGUCCUUACAUGCACUGCUGCAUCAAGAAUGUCUCACAACACUCAGCACUGCACUGAAUUGCACAAAUCAUCUUUGCUGAAUUCUAAACAUUUUUCUAAGUUGGGAGAUGGACGUGAGACUCUAGAUUAAUUUAGCGUUCCUGUAAAUAUCUCCUGAACUCACACACCAUUAGACUAACGCUUGCCUUAUGGGAAGUGGGCAGAAGCAGCAUUAAACUGUUGGAAUUCCUGAUUUUUCAGAUGUAGUCACAUUCCAGUUUUUUUCCAUCAUGUGUGUAUUCCAUGGUGUGUAUUUAUAUUUGUAGUAAAGUAUUUAUCAGUGUAAAAUGUUUGUUUACUUUUCUGUGUCAGUCUAGUUGUCUUGAUUUCUGUGUAAUAAAGUAGAACAUGUUAAAUCCUGUUUUUAAGAAGCACAUAAAAAAACCAAGUGGGGUCAUUUUUUUCCCAGAGUGAUUGUUAAUGAGGUAACAGGAGCUUCAUUCAUCAUAUUUAUAUGUCACACAGUUUGGUUCUUGGGGUUGGACUGCCUUCAGCUUCGGCUAAAAUCGGAAGAGCUGAACUGGUUGAUGUCCCAGCUCUGUGCAAACAGGCUGCAGACAGAGGGGUGCUACAAGAAUCUGCCUAUUUACAGCUACUAGUUAUUUUUAUAGUGUUUGAAUAAAUUAAUGAUGAAGAUGUAAAGUCUCUGCAUCUGUCUAAUCUGUUCAGCCCCAAGCAUCAGUGUUCAUCAGUUCAUCUUUAGAUUAACUGAGUCCCAGGAAGAAAGUGGUGGAUUCUUCUGUGUUCUCCGUGAAUGAUUUCCUUUGCUCUUUGCUUUAACACCAGAGUGAAUGGCAUUGCUUCUGAGAUACCGUGGCCCAUAAUCUCAAACGUUGUAAUGAUUUCUUUUCUUUUGAAACGGUUCACUGUUCCAGCAGGAUGUUGAUGUAAAUCUGCAAACGAGUGUAUUUUUAAAUCCUUUUUGUUUUGCUCUCCCUGUGACCUCAGACUGGAGCACAGAGAAAACCAUGCUUAAUAAAGAUAUUUGAUAUGUU
This is a messenger RNA of Melanotaenia boesemani (Boeseman's rainbowfish), 3504 nucleotides long. It is a transcript of the gene wdfy1, whose product is annotated as WD repeat and FYVE domain containing 1. Bases 73 to 1305 code for a protein of 410 amino acids. Lineage: Eukaryota; Metazoa; Chordata; Actinopteri; Atheriniformes; Melanotaeniidae. The record is from RefSeq and is a predicted model, not a curated record. Gene Ontology annotation, molecular function: metal ion binding; protein binding. The transcript has 12 exons.